This is a messenger RNA of Anopheles moucheti, 591 nucleotides long. RefSeq lists its product as uncharacterized. Lineage: Eukaryota; Metazoa; Arthropoda; Insecta; Diptera; Culicidae. The annotation marks the transcript as partial. The transcript is spliced from 3 exons. The record is from RefSeq and is a predicted model, not a curated record.
AACGGUGUGCGAUCGGCUGCGUUUAGUUUCAUUGUCAAAACCGCAAUGUCUAAUUGUAGCCAAACAUGGUUAUGGAAGAACGUGAUCAUACUGGUUGCCUUUGCGUGUGUGAUCACGGGCAAAAUUAUGAUCACAAAGGUUGACUACGUGUCGAACCCGGACUAUCUGACGAUGAAGGUACAGGUUAACAACGAAACCGAAGGCAGCACGGUCGAUGUGGAUGGGACUUUGUUUCUGGACGUGGCGCAGGGUGUGUUCGUUAACAUAGAGCUCGACUCCAAGAUGGAUGGUGAGUAUAUGACGAUGAUCGGUACGAGCAAGGAGCUAUGCAACACGGAGGAAGCCAGUAUGGAUCCGGUGGUACCACUGUUGAACGAGGAGCUGGAAAAAUUCGGUAACCUAACCUUCAACUGUCCAUUCGACAAGGGUUACUAUAGCAUACAAAAGUUCCGCCUGGCCAAUGAUCAUAUGUUGGUGAAAAUGGUACCAAUCGGGGAGUACAUAGUGAAGAUGGUCCUUCAACAUCAGCAACCGAACGCCACCGAUAAGGUGGUGGUAUUUAAUCUGUCAUUCUUUUUCGUAAUUUCCUAA